Callorhinchus milii (elephant shark) is the source of this 924-nucleotide messenger RNA. It is a transcript of the gene akt1s1, whose product is annotated as AKT1 substrate 1 (proline-rich). The coding region runs from base 20 to 901 and encodes 293 amino acids. Gene Ontology annotation, cellular component: cytoplasm. Gene Ontology annotation, biological process: neurotrophin TRK receptor signaling pathway; negative regulation of TOR signaling; negative regulation of protein kinase activity. Lineage: Eukaryota; Metazoa; Chordata; Chondrichthyes; Chimaeriformes; Callorhinchidae. The transcript is spliced from 4 exons. The record is from RefSeq and is a predicted model, not a curated record.
GUCGCUGCAGCUCCGAGGAAUGGCGAUGGACAUGGUUGACAACCACAGGGAGAGCUGGGACUCUCUGGUGUGCGCCGCCGAGAAGUACCGGAAGCAGACGGGCAACGACGUGGUUUUGGUGAGCGCCUACCGGCCCAGGCUCCAGUCCAACUUCGCCUACGCCGUGAACGGCACCGGGGCCCUCGCUGACGCUACCAAGAGGCACCUUGACGACAUCGCGGUGUUCCACAAGACCUCGAGCUACAGCAACAACUCGGUGCCCGCGGGAGCCGGUGGAGGCGGAGACAAAGGCACGGACCAGGCCUUGGAACUGCCCGACGACUCCUUCUCCAAGAGCUACCCUUCCAUCUACGGCAACGGCAGCUUCCCGUCCGCAGACCGGCAGCUGGUGGAGCCCGGACCGGGCACCGGGGGCGAACCCGGAGUGGAGCUGCUGCGGGAUAGCCAGGGGGAGGAGGAGGAGGAGGAAGUGCGGGCGGAGGGAGAGGCGGAUAGGUGUAACCUAAACGAUUCUUCAGUCAUGUUUGUGAUGGACGAGGAGUCGACCAGCCAGGACUGCGAGCCCUUCUUCGAGUCGGACCUGGAUGGAGAGAGCACAGACGAUGGCAGCCUGAGCGAGGACCUUCCUGUUCGAGGUCAAAUCUUCGCUCAGGUCAGAUACCACCAGUACGCCAAGUCCCUGCCCGUCUCCGUGCCCAUCUGGGGCUUCAAGGAUCUCAAGUCAAAGAAGCUUGGCGACGGCGACAACGAGGAGAGGUUGCCGUCCCCGGACCUGGACAAGAUCGCGGCCAGCAUGAGGGCACUCGCCAUGAGCGUGACCGACGGGACCGAGAUGUUUGGUGAUCUGCCCCGACCCCGGCUCAACACCGGAGACUUCCAGAAGCCCUAUCGGAAAUACUAACCACUGUGUCCCCCAUUCUCCCC